This is a messenger RNA of Thamnophis elegans (Western terrestrial garter snake), 4812 nucleotides long. RefSeq lists its product as uncharacterized. The transcript is spliced from 24 exons. The record is from RefSeq and is a predicted model, not a curated record. The coding region runs from base 132 to 4718 and encodes 1528 amino acids. NCBI's taxonomy places the organism in Eukaryota, Metazoa, Chordata, Lepidosauria, Squamata, Natricidae. Gene Ontology annotation, biological process: regulation of DNA-templated transcription.
GCUCCCAGCCGGGCCUUGCGCGCGAUCCACCGAAACUGGCGAGCUCUCCCAAUUGCCAGAGCAUCCCGGCCGGGCGCAGCGUGGAGUUCCCCCAUCAUCCACUCCCGGGGAGGGGUGGGGGGAAAUGCAGGAUGAACCCGGGGUCCGGACGGCUGUGGACGGCGGAGACCUCCGACGGAGGCGAGGCUGCGCGCAGGGCACAGAAUGAGGCCCUUCAAGCAGUGGGCACCGCUGGCACAGCUCCAGACCAGGUGACCUUUGAGGACGUGGUGGUGGGCUUCUCGUUGGAGGAGUGGUCUCUGUUGGAGGACAGCCAGAAGGAGCUGCACCAGGAAGUGAUGCUGGAGACCUGCUCUUUGCUUCUCUCGCUCGGUCACUCGGUCCCCACCCUGGGUUUCUCCUCCUUGACCUGCCAGCCGGACAGGACCACCAAAACCCUCCUCCGGUCCAGUUGGAGAAGACAGCUGCUGCCUUUGGUGGCAGGAGGCGACAAAACACGUCGUGAAGAGCCCCCUUUUCCAGAGGGCAUGGAAGGACCCUGCAACCUGAAGCAGGAUGAGGCCGAAGAGCGCCAGGCUGGAGCAAGCGACGAGGAGGGUAAGGAUCAAAGCAGUCACCACCUCUGCGCACUCAUGAAGCUGGUCAACGAAAUCCCAGAGUUCCUUUGUGGACAUGCGCAGGCGAGCCUGGAUCGGUCCACGCCUGCUGGGGGCAGCGAAAGCAGAGGGCAAGCAGGUCCCAUUGUCCAGCUGAAGAGUUUCCCACACUUCCAACGACUUGAACCCUUGGCUGACUCGGUUUCCCUGAGCGUCUCCAGCCCAGGGCGGACCCCCAGCAGCAGCCCAGAGGGAGAAUGUUCAGAGCCCACCACCCAAGGCCCAUUUUUCUCCUGCGAUGCUCAAGGAUGGAAGGGAACAGAAGUAGCGACCGACGCAGAGCUUUCAACCAAGGAGAACCCGGCCGAAGGGCAGCUGAACUCCGAAGAAGGACUUCGACGUCCUCAUCUCUCAACGGAGCGGAAGGACAGCCCAGAAAUGGACCACCUGAGGCUGGAUACUGAUGGCUCUUCUGCAGAUUCCGGCUGUCUGGGCCAACACAAUUCCUGGGGGGAUGGAGGGGCAAAACAGCCCACAUCACAGGGCCCUUCGCGAAGCAUCUCUGAGGCUGACGGCCAGUCCGAGGAUGGAAAGACCACGCCUGAGGCCAUCGCUGAGAAGGAACCUCCGAAAAGUUCUCGCAAGGCAUCUCCAAAGUUGGGGCCAGCAGGAGUGUCCGAAGAGAAGCCUCCACUUCAGGGGUUGCUGAAGUGCUUGAAGGAUCUGGUUACCUUGCAGUCCAGCCGUGGCCCCCAAACUCCCCUCAAAGCUUCCAUAGGGAGCCAGCCACUGCCCCCCAGAUUUGGGCGGUGGGGAAGCAGGAGUGACUCAUUGCCCAUCCAAGUUAAGGUGGAAGCUUCCAGAGAGGAGCUGGGGGCCUGCAACCCCAGAGAAGUAUCUGGGUCUUCUGUGGCAACCAGGGGGGACCCCUUCAUCCCCCAGGCCAAAGGGAGCCAGACAGGUGGAAAAGAGAAAGACAACUUUCCGGCAGUCAAAACGGAGCAGGAGACCAGCAGCUGCCCACACCAGGACCUGCCAGGAGGCCUCUCCUUGGUGAUUGUCCGUGAAAGUCCAGAGAAAGCCCAAGACCCAUCCGGCAUCUCGGCUGUUUGUGGUAAACUUCCAGUUAAAUCCGAGGAAGAGCACCCUCUACGAGGCCACGGGGAUGACUUGGAAGAGAAGAGCUACCACCACUUCGGCCAUGCAAGGACCAGUUUGUCACCCCGGUCCAAGCUGGGACUAUGGGUCCCGUAUUCGGCUGAGUGGAGCCCCGCCACCAGUCCUCUCCAUGGCUUGCUCAACUGCCUGAAGGACAUCCCCGUGCCGAGACCACCCCCCCCACAAAUCUUGCCGGGGAAACGAGGAGCAAUUGGGGAGAAAGAGAGACGAAGAGGAGGAAGACGAGGACGCUUCGGCCCUCCAUCCGAUAAUUGUCCUCCCCAAGGAUCAGAAGCUGGUCUCGGGGAAAAGCCAGCCCAGCAGUCCUUGCCGCCCCAGGGAUAUGCCAACGGGCACCAUGAGAGACAGCCAGCAGGGCGGAAAGUGGAGACGAUGAUCGGGCAGGAAGAUCUUGGAAUCAUGAAGGAGCGUCCUCCAAGUGCCUACGUCCAGCCCACGUCCCCUGCUGUCAAUUCAUCAAUCAGCAGCUCCCCAGAUUGUCUUCCCUGGUGGACUCCAGAACCUGCCAGAUGGAGGAGGAAGGAAGAUGAGCUUGGCCAAGCCCAGAGUCCUUUGCAAAACCUCGGGAAGGGGUUCAAGGAGACCCCAUUGAGUUCCCCCAGCCAGGCUUCUUCACCGGCUCUCAGCAGCUCUCCAAAUGGUCUCCAAAGAUGGACGUCGGGGCCAACGCAGCGGGCAAGGAGAGAGGAAGGACUCAGUCAGAGCAGCAACCCCUUGCAAGGCCUGGAGAAGUGCUUGAAGGACAUCCAGAACCAGCGAUGGUCCCCGGCCGUCACUUCCUCCAUCCAUAGCUCACCGGACAGACUCCGCCAGUGGACACCAGAGCCAGCACCAUGGGCCAGGAGGGAGGGAGGAGGAAGCCCCCCGAGGGUCCCACCACUUCAGGGCCUGGAAAAUUGCCUGAAAGAGAUUGCCCCCAGCAGAGACUUCCUUGUGGCCUCCAGUCCUGCAGGACGCAGCUUCUGCACUCCAAAACGGCCAGGAAUGGAGGAGGCUCACUCACCAAGGCCUUGGGCUGCAGGGAGCCUCCCUCCACCAUGUGCCUCUGAUUUGGAAGUGGCUGCUGAAAAUUCUCCCCUCCACCGGCUGAUGAACUGCCUGAAGGAAAUCCCAAUACAACGGCCAAGUUAUCUCAACCCACCGAGCGCAUUCUCCUCUUCCACCUCAUCCUCCUCUUCCUCCUCCUCCAGCUGCAGUGAAACCGAAAGGGACCAGCAGAGCCCAGGAAGUUCAACCUGGUGGGAUGGGGGCCAAGGUCGACAUCAGCUGCCAGGAUCCGAGAGGGAUGUUCUUGUAGGACCGAAGGUGAUGUUGGAGGGUAAGAGGAAGUGUCCGCCCGCCCAACUUCCUGCAGAAGAGGAAGAGCAGUUACCUUACACGCGAGAGGCCAGCUUUGCCGAUGGGGGCGGUGAAGCAUCUUCUGCCUCUCUCUGUGGCAACCCGGAGAAUGACGCAAAGGACACUGCAGAUGUCAAGCAGAUGUUUCCCUCCAUCCACCCUCUACGAUGCUCCACAGCUCCGAAGGAUGUGAUGUCCAGAGCAUCUGAAGCAAGGGAAGAUGGGCCACCUUCCACACUUCUUGCCAACAAGGUCUUCACCUGUGAGCAGCAGAAGAGCCCAAGAGAAACAGCACCAGACCAGACCCCAACAUGUUCCAGCCCCCUAAGCCACAAUUCCCAGGAUGGGACACCUGAAGGAAACAUGGACUGGAGUCCGGAAGAAGACCAGGUCCGGCCACAGUCUGGAGACAAAGAGGGGGGGACCGGAAGUAGCCCUCUCCAGGGUCUGCUCAGGUGCCUCAAAGAGAUCACCUACCCAAGCACCGCCAGUACCUGCUCCUCCUCAGCCAGGAAGAGGCCCAGAGAAUCCAGGCACACCCAGGAGGAAGAAGAGGAGGAGGAGGAGGAGGAGGAGGAGGAGGAAGAAGAAGCAGCUCAUUGCAAGAAGAAAUCCUGGCAAAGUGCUGUCCCCUCCAGCUCUCCCAUCUCUGACAUGGAAACACAGGAGACCCAAGUGAAGAGCCACUCCUGUUCUCCGAACACCAGGACGUCUGCACAUACGCAGAACGACCCUCCCAGGUGGAGUCCCUUGGUUUCAUUUCGGAUGGGUGCCAGAAGAACUUGUGAGACAGCCAGAGACAAGGGAAGCCUCCCGGCUCCAAAUCCAGGAACAGAGGCAAAGAAGAGGCAACCCGAAGCGGCCCGACUCUGCCACUGCACCCAGGGGGCUGAGUCGGGGGUCACGCAGCCCCUUCUCUCCAAGCAGCUGGGCCGCCUGGCCACUGACGUGAGUAGCCUCUGCCGGGACCUGUCUGGUCUUCAGAGCCACGUCUGGCGGCUGGAGCAGGAGGCGCGGGGCUGGGCGCUGGAGCUGGCUGCGCUACACCUGGAGAACCGGCGCCUGGCGAAGUAUACACGGCGCCUGGAGAGCCGUUGCCGGGUUCUGGAGACCCGCUCCCGCCGUCUCAACCUACGCCUCUUGGGUUUGCCCGAGGGAAUCGAAGGAAGCGAUGCAGUGUCUUUCCUCCGACGGACCCUGCCGGAGGUGUUGGGCUGGCCGCCGGGAGUGCCAGUGUUGGAGAUCGAGAGCGCCCGGAGAGUCUGUGGCCAGGAUUCAACCGCCAAGCCACGACCACUGCUGUUCCGCCUGCUACGCUUGGCCGACAAAGCUGCUGUGCUCGAGGCGGCUCGCGCCCGACCGCUGCGCUUUGCCGAGGCGCAACUUGCGAUCCUACCUGACCUUGGUGCCCCACGGAGGAGACCCCCACCUGGCCCGUUCCGGAGAAACCGUUGGGUGGUUGACCUGCUUUUUGGAGGGCAGCCCCCUUCCCCAUGGGGCUUGGGUAGGGGUCCGAUGUGGCAGGAGCCCCCUGCCUCUUGUGCUCCCCUGGCAGCCAAACCCCCUUCGGGUAUGCCUGGGUCUCAGAAGCAACACAAUCCAUGAGGCACUGCCGAGGGAGGGUCCCAAAAAGUGACUUUCCUCUCUUCCACUGGGCAGGGGUGGGUGGGCUAAGUCAGGGGUCUGCAACCUUAAACAC